AUGGCUACCAGCCAAAGGCUGAUGAAGGAGCUGGAAGAAAAUCUACAGGUUGGGAUGAAAAACUUCCAUAACAUCCAGGUUGAUGAAGCUAAUUUAUUGACUAGGCAAGGACUUAUUGUUCCUAACAACCCUCCAUAUGACAAGGGAGCCCUCAGAAUCGAAAACAACUUCCCAGCAGAGUAUCCAUUCAAACCACGUAAGACCACUUUUAAAACAAAGAUUUACCACCCUAACAUUGACGAAAAAGGGCAAGUCUGUCUGCCAGUAAUUAGUGCUAAAAACUGGAAGCCAGCAACCAAAACUGACCAAGUCAUCCAGUCCCUCAUAGCACUGGUGAACGACCCCCAGCCUGAGCACCCACAUUGA
Messenger RNA from Trichosurus vulpecula (common brushtail), 366 nucleotides. Its product is annotated as ubiquitin-conjugating enzyme E2 L3-like. Lineage: Eukaryota; Metazoa; Chordata; Mammalia; Diprotodontia; Phalangeridae. The record is from RefSeq and is a predicted model, not a curated record. Gene Ontology annotation, cellular component: nucleus. Gene Ontology annotation, biological process: protein K11-linked ubiquitination; ubiquitin-dependent protein catabolic process. Gene Ontology annotation, molecular function: ubiquitin conjugating enzyme activity. The transcript has a single exon. The coding region runs from base 1 to 366 and encodes 121 amino acids.